GAGCAGAAAGUAGUCGGAUUGUGCCUUGCGUAAGCUAUUGAAUCGUGGUUGCGAAGUUGGGUUAGGGCAUGGCAAUGGCGAACUUGAGGGCGGCAUUGUUGUGGAUUGUUGCGUGUUUGGCGAUUGCAGCUGUUGUUGAUGGAAAAGUUGAGAAAGAAGUGACGGAGCUUCAGAUUGGGGUGAAAUUUAAACCCAAGAGCUGCGAGUUGAAGGCGCAUAAGGGCGACUCCGUUAGUGUGCAUUACCGCGGCACGCUCACCGAUGGGACAUUGUUCGAUGAGAGUUAUGGUAGAGGCCAGCCACUUGAUUUCAAGCUAGGGCAGGGGUCCGUUAUUAAGGGCUGGGAUCAGGGCAUUCUCGGAAUGUGUGUUGGGGAGAAGCGGAAGUUGAAGAUUCCGGCCAAGCUUGGCUAUGGCGCUCAAGGUGCCCCGCCCAAGAUCCCAGGUGGUGCAACGCUGAUCUUCGAGACUGAACUUAUGUCUGUGAAUGGCAGAACUGGGACCGGCCCCGAGGAUGUUGUGGAUCCCCCAAUGGAUCUGUCUGUCGACGAUGAGGAGUUUGGAACCGAUGAUGACGAGGAAUUGUAGAUGAGAUUUGCCUUCUUCGCAGGGAUUCGGGCGCCAUUUGUAUGGAGCAACUUGAUGUGUCGCUUGAUCCAUUUCAUGCAGUUUAGUCAUGCUGGAUCAUGCCCCACUUUAGCGAUCAGUUUCUGUAGAUGCUUGUGGCGUUGGGACUUUGAACAGGCAGUCUGCGGUUAGGUCGCCGUCUUAAGUUCUUAUUCAACAGGCCAAACUGCGAUAAAGUUGCAGUUUAAUCCUUUCAGUUGUUUUCCAACCUCGUAUGUAUUUAAAAAAACAGAAAGUAAUGUGCGGAAGAGUCGUUGACUACCCUUUUUGAGCGCUCAUCGCGCACCGGAGUGACCUAAUUGUCA
Messenger RNA from Physcomitrium patens, 931 nucleotides. RefSeq names its product FK506-binding protein 2. Gene Ontology annotation, molecular function: peptidyl-prolyl cis-trans isomerase activity. Gene Ontology annotation, cellular component: endoplasmic reticulum. Gene Ontology annotation, biological process: protein peptidyl-prolyl isomerization. The record is from RefSeq and is a predicted model, not a curated record. NCBI's taxonomy places the organism in Eukaryota, Viridiplantae, Streptophyta, Bryopsida, Funariales, Funariaceae.